This is a messenger RNA of Penicillium oxalicum, 1200 nucleotides long. Its product is annotated as ATP-dependent RNA helicase eIF4A. The transcript has 4 exons. NCBI's taxonomy places the organism in Eukaryota, Fungi, Ascomycota, Eurotiomycetes, Eurotiales, Aspergillaceae. Gene Ontology annotation, cellular component: nucleolus; catalytic step 2 spliceosome. Bases 1 to 1200 code for a protein of 399 amino acids. Gene Ontology annotation, molecular function: mRNA binding; ATP binding; RNA helicase activity. The record is from RefSeq and is a predicted model, not a curated record.
AUGGCUGACGGAAUCGACAGACGUGCUGAUGAGCGCAUGCAGUUCAACACCUCCAAGGAGGUCACGGUGGCGCCGACAUUCGAGGACAUGCACCUGAAGGAAAGCCUUCUGCGCGGAAUUUAUGCAUACGGCUACGAAUCUCCUUCUGCUGUUCAGUCUCGCGCUAUCGUUCAGAUCUGUAAAGGCCGUGACACCAUCGCACAAGCGCAGUCCGGUACUGGUAAAACGGCGACUUUCUCGAUCAGUACCCUGCAAGUCAUCGAUACGGUUGUGCGCGAAACCCAAGCGCUUGUCCUCUCUCCAACUCGUGAACUUGCGACUCAGAUUCAAUCCGUCAUCAUGGCGCUCGGUGAUUACAUGAACGUCCAAUGUCACGCUUGUAUUGGCGGUACCAACAUUGGCGAGGAUAUCCGAAAGCUGGAAUACGGUCAACACGUUGUUUCUGGAACACCUGGCCGUGUCGCGGACAUGAUCCGUCGCCGACACUUGCGGACACGCCACAUCAAGAUGCUUAUUCUCGAUGAAGCCGAUGAGCUUUUGAACAAAGGUUUCCGCGAGCAGAUCUACGACGUAUAUCGGUACUUGCCACCGGCCACACAAGUGGUGGUUGUCUCUGCCACUCUGCCCUACGAUGUGCUGGAUUUGACCACCAAAUUCAUGACGGACCCAGUGCGCGUGCUUGUCAAGCGUGACGAGCUGACCCUGGAAGGAAUCAAGCAAUACUUUAUCGCAGUGGAGAAGGAAGAAUGGAAGUUUGACACCCUCUGUGAUCUUUAUGACACUUUGACAAUCACGCAAGCCGUCAUCUUCUGCAAUACCCGCCGCAAGGUGGAUUGGCUAACGGACAAGAUGCGCGAGGCGAACUUCACCGUCUCGAGCAUGCACGGUGAGAUGCCACAGAAGGAGCGUGACAGUAUUAUGCAAGAUUUCCGCCAAGGCAACUCCCGAGUCCUGAUCUCUACCGACGUCUGGGCUCGCGGCAUUGAUGUCCAGCAGGUCUCGCUGGUCAUCAACUAUGAUCUUCCCACCAACCGUGAGAACUACAUUCACCGUAUUGGUCGCAGUGGUCGUUUCGGCCGCAAGGGUGUGGCCAUCAACUUUGUCACAAGUGACGACGUCCGUAUCUUGCGUGAUAUCGAGUUGUACUACUCGACUCAGAUCGAUGAAAUGCCGAUGAACGUUGCGGAUCUUCUCUCGUAA